UAAUAGUACCGUCAAGAUGCUCCAAGCAAGGGAUCAGCAGCAGUUAGGUGUCGAUCGAUUCGAUGAUUCCAUGCCACACGGGUUGUGCGGGGCGAGCCACGAUCGAGCGCGACUCGGUCCCGGUCGCUUCUGGAUCCACCCGCAUCGUUAUCGGCGUCUAAGACGAAGCCAGAAAAGUCUCGCUGUCGGCGAGCAGCCUGGGUCGGCUCACCGGGCCAGCGCCGCCCGUUCGAAAAAGCUCGUCUCCUUGUCGUCCGUGCUGCUGUUGAUAAUGCUGCUCGCCACGACGAGCCAGACCGUCCUGGCACGCCAGAACGCGCACCAGACCUGUCCGGGCUGUCCGCAUCAGCAGCACGCGCAUCUGCACCGUAGCAACGGCCGCGAGCCCGGCCCCAGCCCGGACGAUCUGCGCCUCGAGGCCAUCAAGCACCAGAUCCUGUCGAAGCUCGGGCUGAAAAAUCGGCCCGACGUCAAUCGCACGAUGGCCUCGGUGCCGAAACGCCUGGCGCUCGAGACGAUUUAUCGCGCCGAGGCGCAACAGACGGCCCAGCGAGCGCCCAAUCCCGAGGCCGAGAGGUAUCAGCAUCACGGCGGCAAUUACGACAGGAACCGAGCGAGCGCCGGUGGUGCCGGUGGCUCGUCCACCUCGAGCUUCGACGAAGAGUACGGAUUCGGCGGCGGUGGCGGCUACGACGAGUACACCUAUCGACACUCGAACAAUAUCGUGGCCAGUGCUGGUAGUGGUGCCGGUGGUGCUGGUGGCGGUUCCGCCGCUGCCGGUCCCGUUGACGCUGCGGACCCGAUGAUCGAUCGAGACAACGUGCCGCCCUUUCAGGACUACGAGGACAUGUACGCCGCGCCGCCGCCCCGCGAGACUGAAGUUAUGGACGAUUUUUACGCUAGGACCUCGGAGAUCAUCACUUUCGCCGAACCCGGGCGAACGUUGAACGGACAGCCGCUGCUGGAAUUCCCGUUGGCCAGCAGCAGCGAGCCAGCCUUCGAGCCGCUGAGCAUCAAGAAAGCCACGCUCUGGGCUAGAGUCGAGCUGAGGCACGCUCAUCAUUAUCAGCACCAUCGCAACGGCGUAAACAGCAAUAAUCAACGUAACAUUACUCUUUGGGUGUUCAGGGUUAGAUGCGGUAACGUAACCCAUUUGCGUGGCAAGGAUCUCGGUCAGCACUUGGAACUAGUUACGUCGCUCGCCGUCAACAUCGGCCAGCUGGGCUGGCAGAAAUUUGAUGUCACGCGGCCCGUGAGUAACUGGUAUCAAUCGCAUCAUCUCAGCGGCAUUGGCAGGGACAGGCGCAGCUCGAGUAGUAAAGACAAAAAACUGACGCUGCUGGUCGAUUGCACAGGAUGCGGCUCGCACGUGCACGUGUCCACCUUCGGAGGUCAUUCGCCUCACGUUGUAGAGCCGUCUUUAAAUAGCAAAAAAGGACGACGUCGUUUGUUUGCAGGCACGCAGGACCCGGACAGGCCAUUUCUCGUCGUGCGCACCGAUCCAGCGGCCGUCAAACGCGUCCGCAGACGGGCCAUCGAGUGCACCGGGGCCGUCAAGGGCCAAUGCUGCAAGCAGCGAUUCUACGUAAGCUUCUCGCAGCUUGGCUGGGAUGACUGGAUCAUUGCUCCACAGGGCUACUACGCGAAUUACUGCAGAGGUGACUGCGCAGCGGGUCACAGGACGCCCGAUACAUUUCCGAAUUACUACACACACGUGAUCGAGGAAUACCGUAAGAUGGACCGACUUGCGGGCAUGCAGCCUUGCUGCGCCCCACUCAAGUUCUCGCCGAUGUCGCUCAUCUACUACGGUCCGGACUCCAACAUAAUCAAGCGGGACCUGCCAAAGAUGAUCGUCGACGAGUGCGGCUGUCCAUAAACUGAUCGACAAAUCAUCAAAGCAUCAUCAUCAUCACAUCAUCAUUA
Messenger RNA from Trichogramma pretiosum, 1923 nucleotides. RefSeq lists its product as uncharacterized. The coding region runs from base 17 to 1876 and encodes 619 amino acids. Gene Ontology annotation, molecular function: cytokine activity; growth factor activity. NCBI's taxonomy places the organism in Eukaryota, Metazoa, Arthropoda, Insecta, Hymenoptera, Trichogrammatidae. The record is from RefSeq and is a predicted model, not a curated record. The transcript has 5 exons. Gene Ontology annotation, cellular component: extracellular region. Gene Ontology annotation, biological process: SMAD protein signal transduction.